Molecule: messenger RNA, 1629 nt
Organism: Vicia villosa (hairy vetch)
Lineage: Eukaryota; Viridiplantae; Streptophyta; Magnoliopsida; Fabales; Fabaceae
Exons: 9
Coding region: 1-1629 (542 amino acids)
Source: RefSeq, a predicted model, not a curated record
AUGAAAUUGGACAAGCCCACUGCUACAAAGAAAAUUGACCAACCAAAAACUGUGGAAGAUUUAGCACAUGGAGACAAAGAAGUUGCACAAGGAAUGUCGAAGAAAAGAACUCAAGAGAGUCUACUAGAGAAUAAUAGAGAGAAAAUUCAAAAGGUGGAUAAAGCAGUUGGGAAGAAUGUCCCCAUUUCUUCAAAAAAUAAAAAAUUGGAGAAACCUAAUCUUUCUUUGGACACAGUGAUGUCAAAAACUCAAUGCUCUAAAAAGUCAAAGAGGGUACCAACAUGCCCAUCAAUGUUGAUUGGUGAUUAUAUAGAACUUCAAAAUUCAAAGGGAAUUGAUGCAACUAAGUCCAACAAUGGAGAAAAAUCGAGCAACAACUGUCAACCAUUAUCUAGUGUUAAUAGAAGGGGAGAUUUAAGACAACCAGAAGGUAUGGAAGGUGUUGUACAAGUUGAGGAAAAUAUCAAUGAAGAGACAAAUACAAAUAGAGAAGAAGAUAAAGGAACAUUAAAGAGAAGAACUCGUGGAAAAACUUUGUGCAAAAAGAUUCAUGGAAGAAAUUUGGAAGAGAACUCAACAUUUUGUCCUCUGAUUUACACAAAUUGGUCAGGAAUGCCAAGAAAGAAUAAAAGACGCUUUUGGAGAUAUACUCAGCGAAAGUUUAUCUUACCGAUUGAAGCACGAAAUUGGGUUGUAACUACUGUUAGAGAUGCAUGGAGAAGAUAUAAGCAUAAAAUCAAGAAGAAUCAUUUUUUGAAGUAUUCCAACAUGACUGAGAGACUCAAACAUCGUCCUCCAAAGGUGCCAGAAGCUCAUUUUAGGAACCUUUGUGAAUAUUGGAAUAAGGAACCUGUACAAGUAAUCAGUGAAAAGAACACUAACAAUAGAGCUCAACUAAAGUGGGUGCAUCGAAUGGGUCCAAAAAACUUUUCUUUGAUUCGUGAAAAAUUGCGUGCAAAAGAAGAAAGAGAGCCCACUCAAUCAGAAAUUUUUGUUGAAACUCGGAAAGGAAAUAAAGGAAAAGAGAUGGAUGCAGAAACUGAAAAAAUAAUUUCUCAACUUCAAAAAACAGUUGAAAAUGAGGAAAGUGAUACAGAGGCAUUUGAAGCUGUUUUUGGAAAGGAGCGUCCUGGCAGGGUACGUUGUUAUGGGAGAAACAUAACUAAAAUUUCUUUAAAGCAAAAGUCAGAGAUCAAUGCUUUGAAAAAAGUACACAAUGAAGAAGUCUCUACAUUGAGGCACGAUUUUGAAGAUAAGAUUGAUAGAUUGCAAAAUGCUUUUAAGACAUUAAUGCAACAUUGCAAUCCUCAAAUUAAUAUGGAAUCAAUAGAAGAUUUGUUAGGAUUAUCCCAUAGAGAUGCUAAUAGUGACCCAAAGGAGAGCGGCCCACAAAUGCAUUCCUCUACUUCAGCUCAUGCUCCAAGUCUUAUAAAGCAAGUCAUCAAUGAAGACGCUGUCGAGGAUGACGAUAUAAGUAACCAAUUUCAAGAGGAUGAUUCAAGUGAUGAGGAUGAAGUAGGUGAGGAACUUCAAGAGGAUGACAUAGGUGAUGAAUUUCAAGAGGACGACAUAGGUGAUGAAUUUCAAGAGGACGACAUAGAUGAAGAGGAUGGUGGAGAUGACUUUUAG